Messenger RNA from Eimeria necatrix, 876 nucleotides. RefSeq lists its product as hypothetical. The coding region runs from base 1 to 876 and encodes 291 amino acids. The transcript has 3 exons. The record is from RefSeq and is a predicted model, not a curated record. NCBI's taxonomy places the organism in Eukaryota, Apicomplexa, Conoidasida, Eucoccidiorida, Eimeriidae.
AUGCCAACAGCAGCAGCAGCAGCAACAGAAGCAGCAGCAGCAGCAGCAGAAGCAGCAGCAGCAGCAGCAGAAGCAGCAGCAGCAGCAGCAGAAGCAGCAGCAGCAAGCCGUCGCGCCGAAGCACCGCCAGCCGAACGCUGCAGCAGCAGCAGCAGCAGCAGCAGCAGCAGCAGCAGCAGCGGCUUCAUGUGCAAAGCUGCAGCAAUGGCACAACCGAAACAGCCGAGCAGCAGCAGCAGCAGCAGCAGCAGCAGCUGCAGCAGCAGCAGCAAACCUGAUCUGAGGUUGUUUGUAACCAAGGGGUUGCCACCUGCAGCAGUAGCAGCAAAACGCCUUUUCCAGUACACAGCAGCAGCAGCAGCAGCAGCAGCAGCAGUAAUAGUAGCAGCAGCAAAAGCAGCAGCAGUAACAGCAGCUGCUUAUUUGACACUACGUGUAAACAAAUGUGCAGCAGCAGCAACACUAACUCAGUCCUGCAGAAACUCAACCUGGCAGCAGCAGCAGCAGCAGCAGCAGCAGCAGCAGGUAGAUGGGCUGCUGCUUGUAAGUGCAGAGGAAACGCCGGAAGUGCUGCUGCUGCUGCUGACAGCAGCACUUACAGCAGCACCUACAGCAGCAGCAGCAGCAACACCUACAGCAGCAGCAGCAGCAGCACCUACAGCAGCAGCAGCGGCACCAGCAGCAGCAGCAGCAACUACAGCAGCAGCAGCACCUAGAGCAGAAGCAGCAACACUUAAACAGAAGCAGCAGCACCUAGAGCAGAAGCAGCAACACUUAAACAGAAGCAGCAGCAGCAACAGCAGCAACUACAGCAGCAGCAGCACCACCACCGCCAUCAGCAGCAGCUACAGCACCGGCAGCCGCAGCAGCAACUAA